UAAAAAAUAGAAAUAAUGAUUUUAACGGAAGCCAAAAUUUUAGUGUUUUUUCAUGUUUUAAGUAAAGAAGCGAAGGAGCAACCACUUUAUUUUGUAUCAGUUGAUUUCACUAAGGAGAAUUGGGCCGUGUAGCUGAACUGGGCCAGUUUCAUCAAGUAGCUCAGAUGUAUUAUUAGGGUUUCGUUCUUACCCAUAUAUAGCCGCCGCCGCCAUGUUGUUCGAUAGGUGAACUAUCCGUCGCAGCCGCCGCCGUCUUGUUGGAUAGGUCAACUAGCCGACGCUGCGUCUCUUCUCUAUCCAUCGGCUUCUCAGUAAUUUUCCCAAUUUCAUAAGCAACGCCACAACUCUUCUCAUUCAUCAUCUUCUCAGAUAUUUUCAUAAUCUCAUAGUGUAUUUAGUUGAAAAUGACGCGAGCUUAUAGUGUGAAGGGGAGGAAGCGAAAAACCAAAGACGUUGUUGUGAGAGAGGAAGAUGAAGACCAACAAAUCCAACCAAAGAAACCUUUUCUUCAAAGCAAAGAACCAACACCAACAAUACCAGAGAAAGACAAUCCUGUUGGUAUUUCAGGCGAUAAACCAAAGCUUCAGAACGAAGAACCAACAGGGACAUCAACAAUAACUGAAUUAAAUGAACUCGAUGGUAUCCCAAUUGCUCCUCCAGUUGAGUUAAAAAACAGUGAGAAACCUGGUGUCAUUUUCAUUCUCGAAAAAGCUUCUUUGGAGAUCGGUAAAGUUGGCAAGACUUACAAGCUUUUGAACUCGGAUGAUCAUGCUAAUUUCCUCCUCAGAGAUAAGAAGAAUCCCGGAGAUUACAGACCCGACAUUACUCAUCAGGCACUUCUAUCUAUUUUAGACAGUCCACUUAAUAAAGCUGGAAGGUUGAAAGCUGUAUACAUAAAGACUGAAAAAGGUGAUCUUAUAGAGGUUAAGCCCUAUGUUCGUCUUCCACGAACAUUCAAAAGGUUUGCUGGUGUCAUGGUGGAACUGCUUCAAAAAUUGAGUAUAUCUGCUGCUGGCAAGCGUGAGAAACUUCUCAGGAUGGUAAAAAACCCCGUAACCAAGUAUUUGCCUCUCAACUCGCGAAAAGUUGGUUUUUCUUUUAGUUCAGAGAAGCUUGUGCAUAUGAAUGAUUAUGUUUCAACAAUUCCAAGCAAUAUGGAUCUUGUCUUUGUGGUUGGAGCAAUGGCACAUGGGAAGGUUGAGGUAGAUUACAUUGAUGACUAUCUAGCUAUUUCUGCAUACCCUUUAAGUGCUGCAUAUUGUAUUACAAGGAUUUGUGGUUCCCUUGAGUCAAAGUGGAACAUAUUGUGAUUUAAGCUUCAUGCUUAUUGUACAAUAUUUUUUUGAGUAGCACAUUUAGUUUUUUUAAUAUGAUUGUUAUUUGUUAGUCCUAUGUAUCAGUAUAAGGGAAUCAAGUGUCAGCACCAGGCUUCUAAUUAAGAAACUUGUGUGAAUUGCAAACCCAAUAAUGAUGGGUUGGUCUGUUUGUGUUUGUAACUGAUUAUUAUGUUUGCAACAAUUUGUGUUCCGUGUUACUAGCUGUCGGCUAAAUUAUACAUUUGCUCCCUAAAUUAUUAUGUUUGCAACUUC
This is a messenger RNA of Cicer arietinum (chickpea), 1589 nucleotides long. RefSeq lists its product as uncharacterized. Gene Ontology annotation, biological process: rRNA base methylation. Gene Ontology annotation, molecular function: rRNA binding; rRNA (pseudouridine) methyltransferase activity. NCBI's taxonomy places the organism in Eukaryota, Viridiplantae, Streptophyta, Magnoliopsida, Fabales, Fabaceae. Gene Ontology annotation, cellular component: nucleus; small-subunit processome. The record is from RefSeq and is a predicted model, not a curated record.